AACCUAACCUAACCUAGCCAAACGCCAGUCUAGCUAGUAUGUAUGUAGUAUGUACAUUCUUUACAUAUGCACCCGCAGAUUGUAUCCUCAUAGAUUAUACUAUAAAUAUGGUUGUGGUUAAUAUGAACAAAUUCCUUCUGCUGAUACUGCAGUCUACUCUGUCCAUCAAACUAUCACAAUACCCAACCUUCCCAACCACCCCCAUACCAGCGGCCAGUCUACAAUCAAUACGUGACCUGCAAGCAACCUCUUAGUGGUUUACUAUACUUCUGAGAAUGAAUAAUAUUCGGUUCUAUAAGCCCCCCAGUGCCCCCAAGUCCCCAAAGCCUUCUAAACCCCUUCCACCCCACAGCAAAGCUACGUUACCAUUAGCUCAAGAAACAAGCAAGACAGAACAGCCAGCUCCUGAACCUGCAUUAUUA
This is a messenger RNA of Aspergillus pseudotamarii, 422 nucleotides long. RefSeq lists its product as uncharacterized. Bases 39 to 254 code for a protein of 71 amino acids. The record is from RefSeq and is a predicted model, not a curated record. The transcript is spliced from 2 exons. NCBI's taxonomy places the organism in Eukaryota, Fungi, Ascomycota, Eurotiomycetes, Eurotiales, Aspergillaceae.